GAGCGCGAAACCCGAUGCAGGGUCGUCGCAGGUAUUUUGCUGAACAGGGUGCAUGCUGUGGGGAAACCUAUGCGUCGGCUGCCUCCAAGUACAGAAGCGCCUCGGGCAUAUAAACGGAGCAGAUUAUCAAUGAUUACUACUGCGGAAGAAGUC
Molecule: messenger RNA, 153 nt
Organism: Suillus subaureus
Lineage: Eukaryota; Fungi; Basidiomycota; Agaricomycetes; Boletales; Suillaceae
Exons: 1
Source: RefSeq, a predicted model, not a curated record